Messenger RNA from Geodia barretti, 591 nucleotides. The record is from the annotation of a GenBank genome assembly. Lineage: Eukaryota; Metazoa; Porifera; Demospongiae; Tetractinellida; Geodiidae.
CUGUUCGCCUUCGGUGCGAUUGCUAUCCUGUUCAUCGCCGCAUUGUUGGUGCCGGUGAUACUGCCCGUGAAUUUCGGGGGCAGCGGCCAGGGCGAGGCGAGCGAAUACGUCGAGGGAAUCGGAACCCAGUCAGAGGUCUCGCCAAGCCAGGAGCAUUUCCCGGACACACUGAACAUCGGUCAAGUGGUUCCGGAGGGAUACCUGACGACGCCGCCGACGUCGGGAAGGCACUGGAACGGGUGGGUUCAGUGCGGCUUCUAUACGAGCCCCGUUCCUGACGAACGCAUCGUGCACAACAUGGAGCACGGGAACAUAAUCGUCAGUUACAACCUGACCGACCAGGCACAAAUUGACGCACUGGCGGAGGCGUUUGACGACAUUGGCUUGACCAACGCCUGGGGCGUGGCACGACCUUACGACGAGAUCCCCGAAGGCACGAUUUACCUGACCACGUGGGGUGUGAUCGACGGGCCGAUGCACGAAGUUGACGGAGAUCGGAUUGAACGGUUCUUCGAAGCCUACUCCGGCAAGCUGGGGCCGGAGUUUCCCAACGGCGCUCCGUGCACGACCGGCGGCACCAUGAACCCGUAG